AUGGACGCAGGCGGUCUCGCUCAAAUGAACUCCAACAACUUUUCCUCGGCCAACGGCCUGGCCAUGCCCAGCGGAGGUCUUGCCUCUCGCCGCGGCGGUCCCGUCAAGCCUCUGUCCCUCUCCAACGCCACUCCCGCCAGCAACGUCGCCGACGGCGUCCCCACUCCUCGCACCAGCAGAUCUCACCUGCUUGCGGGUCUUAGAACCGCCCCCAAGUCUUCCACUGCUACCAACUUCCCCGCUGGUGCCAACGGCGCCCCCUCGCCUACCACCCAGUCGUUUGCUAGGAACGCGACCGCCAACAACGCCUACGCUCAGGCCCAAAACAACUCGUACAACGGCCCCAAGACCGCACUCCCCCGCUACGGCCAGCACCAGCAGCAGGCUCAGCAGGCUCAAUUGCAGGCUCAGCAAUUGCAGCAGCAGCAACUCCAGCAACAGCAGCAGCAGGCCCAGCAGGCCUACAUGAGCCAGUACACCACCGAGCAGGUUUUGGCCCCUCCUGAGAUCGUCAUCGAUGACCAGGAGCAGAUGGACCCCAGCCUGUACGCACAGUUGGUGGCCACCAACAUGUAUCUCGCUCAGCAGCAGCAACGCCUCCAGCAGCAGCUCCUGAGUGUGCAGGCCGCCGCUCAGCAGUUUUCGGGUCUCAACUUGCAGGGUGCCCAGCAGCAAAUCCAGCAGCAACAGCUUGCCAUGUACCAGCAGCAGCAACAGCUCCAAAGCCUCCAGCAGUCCAUGUUGGGCGGCAUGCAGCAACAGCAGCAGCAGCAGCAGCAGGUCUACACGUACUACGAUCCCGUCACACGCCAGCAGGGCUACUACGUGGACCAGGGCCAGAAUGAUCAGCAGGUUCAGCUCGCUCAGAUCUACGCCGCCCUCCAGCAACAGCAACAGCAGCAGCAGCAGCAGCAGGCAGCCCCUCGCGUUCAGGUGUCCCCUCCCCCUGAGAACCACGCCACCCCGUUCCGCACCACCACUCCCCCCAAGCGCUACGAGUCUCCCUCUGAGGUGACUCCUCUUCCUCCCCCGUCGGCCAACGCCUUCCGUCGUGGCCACAAGAAGGUCAUGUCUCUGGCGCUCAACGCUAACAACCAAGCCGCCCUCUCGCCUUCUCAAGAGCCUCCCAAGUCCGCCGGUCCUAAGACGGCUUCUUUCCCGCUCACUCCUCUGUCUGGCGGCUACGGACCCGGUCAGGGACGUGCUGGCGAGCACCCCGUCCGUCAACCUCGUGGACCCCCCUCUAUCGAGGAACUGAAGGCCAAGCCUACCGCCAAGCACGAGGGAAGCAAGAACUUUGCCACCAGAACCCGCCGUUCCGCCGUGCACAACUUGGUUCGUGCGGGACGUGAGCGCAGGAAGGGAACCGGCAGCUCCAGCGGAAGCAUGAGCCCUGUUUCUGAGAGCGCUGAGGAGGAGUCAAGCACCCCGAUCACCGACAACGAGUCUGACUCUGGCCGCAGCGGAUCCGGCAGCUUGGCCGGUGACGUCGACUGCUCUUUCCCCAGCUCAAGAACCUCCACCAACGGCAGCUGGGGAGCUAUUGGCUCCGACCGUCCAAGCUCCCGCCAGAGAGCUCGCAAGAGCGUGGACAGUGUCAGCAGCGCCGACAGCGGAGAGAACAGCUUCGCCAGUGUCUUCAAGAACUCGGCUCAGCGAGCUGGGAUUGAGGUGACGGACGGCCAGCGCAAGGCGCCGAUGCUGGUCCUGACCAGUGCCGAGAAGAGAAAGAGUGGUAUUCUGGCGUAG
Colletotrichum karsti is the source of this 1749-nucleotide messenger RNA. RefSeq lists its product as uncharacterized. The record is from RefSeq and is a predicted model, not a curated record. The coding region runs from base 1 to 1749 and encodes 582 amino acids. The transcript has a single exon. Lineage: Eukaryota; Fungi; Ascomycota; Sordariomycetes; Glomerellales; Glomerellaceae.